Solanum dulcamara is the source of this 1399-nucleotide messenger RNA. RefSeq lists its product as uncharacterized. Gene Ontology annotation, cellular component: cytosol. Gene Ontology annotation, molecular function: pyroglutamyl-peptidase activity. The record is from RefSeq and is a predicted model, not a curated record. Gene Ontology annotation, biological process: proteolysis. The coding region runs from base 519 to 1169 and encodes 216 amino acids. The transcript has 5 exons. Lineage: Eukaryota; Viridiplantae; Streptophyta; Magnoliopsida; Solanales; Solanaceae.
UCGUUUGGUUGGAAACAAGUUACCCCAGAAUUUAUUAUCCUGGGAUUAGUUAUACCGGAUAAGUUAUCCCACCAUGUAUAUGGGAUAACUUAUCCCAACUUAUCCAUCACUAUGAUAUAAAUGGUGUGAUAAGUUAUUCCAAACAUGGCAACGAAACAAACUAUUUAUUUUUAUCCCUCCCACCAAACGACAAGGUUAAGCAUUGGACCUGUUAUAUUUUUUUUUUAAAGUUGUGGGUUUUAUAUCUACUAUUUGUUGUGAUGUUAGUAAAUUUUUACACAAUCAGAAUUACUGGUUCAGAUGUACCUGGUACUGUAAGGUUGGAUCCUCCCCUACGUCUGACUUGUAUGCCAGAUUUAUAAUUUAAUUUCCAUUGGGGUUACACUGUUAGUUGUAACGGAAAGAUGGGUUUAUGCAACGGUGGUCCUUGGUAAAUCAAGGGGGGAAACAAAUAAAAAGGUAGCUAAUUGUGGAAGCUAUCAAGUAUUAGGAAUCCUUUUCAUAUUUUGAACGAGGAAAUGGGGUCGGAGGGGCCAAAAUCUGUGACCAUUCAUGUCACGGGGUUCAAGAAGUUUCAUGGUGUUGCUCAGAAUCCUACGGAGAUAGCAGUUAACAACUUGAAAGAUUAUGUUGAAAAGAGAGGAUUACGUGCUGGUGUGACAUUGGGUAGCUGUACUGUUCUUGAAACAGCUGGAGAGGGUGGACUUCCGGCAUUGUUGAAAGUCAUAGAGGAGUCCUCUUCAGGAAACAGUUCAAAUAAUGGACAAGUCAUAUGGCUUCACCUUGGGGUAAACAGUGGAGCAACGAAGUUUGCAAUUGAGAGGCUGGCAGUAAAUGAAGCUACAUUUCGUUGUGCAGAUGAGCUUGGUUGGCAACCUCAGCGUUUACCUAUUGUUCCAGAAGAUGGAGGAAUACAUCAAAUAAGAAAGACAUCUUGCUCUACUGAGUCAAUCCUAGAGUUCUUAAAGAAGAAAGGAUUUGAUGUGACAAUGUCCGACGAUGCAGGCCGUUUUGUGUGCAAUUAUGUGUACUACCAUUCUCUCCGAUUCACAGAGGAAAAAGGUCACAAGUGUCUCUUUGUCCAUGUUCCCACCUUUAAUAGAGUGAAUCAAGAGAAACAAAUGGAAUUUGUAGCUGCUCUGAUGGAGGCUAUUGCAUCAACUUGUUGAAUAUCAGUACAGUUGGCUUCAAAUGGAAUUCAUAGUUUCACAACUUUCUGUUGUUUGAUUAUGUAAUUCUGAUUUACUUGUAAAUAGACUCCCCAUGUGCAAUGAACAUUACUUGUUCAUGUUUCCAUUGAAGUGGUUUUGUGAUAUAACUUUCUGUUGAUUUAUAAUUGAAGUGGCUUUUAAGCAAGAUUCCAAUUAGUAGGCGUUUGGCUAUAGAUAUAUCUUUCUAC